This is a messenger RNA of Colletotrichum lupini, 2223 nucleotides long. RefSeq names its product copper amine oxidase. The transcript has 2 exons. Gene Ontology annotation, biological process: amine metabolic process. Gene Ontology annotation, molecular function: primary methylamine oxidase activity; quinone binding; copper ion binding. Bases 1 to 2223 code for a protein of 740 amino acids. The record is from RefSeq and is a predicted model, not a curated record. Gene Ontology annotation, cellular component: plasma membrane. NCBI's taxonomy places the organism in Eukaryota, Fungi, Ascomycota, Sordariomycetes, Glomerellales, Glomerellaceae.
AUGCUUUUGAGACAGUCUUUCUUAGGUCUUCUAGCCCUUGGUGUGGUAGUCGAGGCAUCUUCUAAGACGAGACAACAUGGGCUGUUCAAGCGGGCAGCGAAUGUCACAGCCUGCAACAUCAACGAGGCCGCACCCAAGGUCAACGCACCGAAAGUCAACGUCUGGGCUCCCAUCUCCCCUGAUGAUAACCUCGCUGUGUGGAAUCUACUCCACGAUCCGGCAACAGGUCUGAACCUCACAGACCCCAACAAUGCUACGAUUACGGACAACUAUGUCUACUGGAUCGACACUCUCCACACCAAUAAGUCCACUGUCCUACCGUACCUCGGUGGUACCGCUAGCCCGCCGCUAAAAUAUGCGCGAGUAGUCAUCUUCAGCGGAGGCCUGGAGAUCCCAGACUCACAGGAGUACAUGGUCGGACCUCUUCCCGUCGGCAACGGAACCAAGGUGGAGACGCUCGACUACAUCUUCAACGGCGGCAGUGGUGGCAAGAUCCCGUACAACAGUCGCUAUUUUGACGGCCCCCGCCUGGUAGCCUCCGAGCCGCUACUUGUGUCUAUCAUGAGCAACAUCACCGACAUCACGUCUGAACUCAUUGGCGGGGUUUACUACGGCUUGAGCGAUAAUCGGACUACCCUCACUUCCACCAGCGGUACGCCCCUUUCUUAUGACGGCACCCAAGCAUUUCGCACGGUUAUGUUUAGAUAUCCCAAUACAGCGACAUAUCUUACGCCACUAGACUUCUCCGUUAUGCUAGACGUUACCGGCACAGAUGCUUCACAGUACAAAUUACGAGGCAUCGUGACGAAUGAGAAGUUCUUUCCCACCGUCGCUGCUCUGCGGACUGCGUGGGAGGCAGAAGAGCUGAAGGAGCAAUUUAAGCAGAGCCGGACUCCCGACUGGGGUCUCCUGGAUUAUAAGCCUGAGAUGGGAGUCAGAGACCUCGAGAACAAGCUAGCGCCUCAAAGCCUCGAGGUUGGCGGCAAGAGGUAUAAGGUUGAUGAGGAACAGAAAUACAUCGAAUACAUGGGGUGGUCCUUCUACACCUCGUACUCUCGAACCCUUGGGCUGAUGUACUAUGACAUCAAGUUCAAGGGCGAAAGGAUCAUCUACGAGCUUUCGCUACAGGAAGCUGCUGCACAAUAUGCUGGUUUUACACCCAAGGCAGCUGGAACAGUGUACCACGAUACGUACUACAGCCUUGGUACCUACCUGGGCACGUUGGUCGAGGGGUAUGAUUGCCCCUUUGGCAGCACUUUCUGGAACGUCACGCACCACGAAGGCAACUCAUCUGUCGUCAGCACAGAUGCGAUAUGCAUUUUCGAAGCCGAUGCUGGCUAUCCUGUUUCACGCCAUCGAUACGGUAGUAGUAAUGAGUACGGAUUCAAUUAUCUGGGCACAGUCAAGGCCUCGGCUUUGACUAUGCGAUCGGUAGCGACUGUGGGAAACUACGACUACAUGUUCGACUACUCUUUCCACGUUGACGAUAGUCUCGAGGUCACAGUCCGAGCAUCGGGAUUCCUGCAAUCUUCAUUCUACUACCCAGACCAGGAAGAGUUUGGUCCCAGAAUCCAGGAGGCGACGAUGGGAUCACUACACGAUCAUAUUCUCACCUACAAGGCCGACUUUGAUAUUCUCGACACCAAAAACAGUCUUGAACAACCAAACAACGCGGCAAUGUACUGCAUUGUUAAUCCAAACGCCACGAACGCGUGGGGGGAAAAGCGCGGCUACCGCAUAGUCCCCGGAAAGUCCAAUAUUCAUCUCACGCCGCUCAAUUCUCCCUGGACGAAGUACCAGACGCCGUUCGCUAAGUCACACCUCGCGCUCUCGAGACAGCAUGACACCGAGCCGUACGCGAACAGUCACUCCAACGUCAACUUGCCUCUGAAGCCCCAACAAGACUUCAUGAAUUUUUUUGAUGGCGAGAGUGUCGAAAAUGAAGAUAUCGUUCUUUGGUUCAAUUUGGGUAUGCAUCACUUCACCAGGUCCGAGGAUAUCCCCGUUACACUUUAUAGCGAGGCUGUUAGCAGCAUUGUCUUUGCGCCGCAGAACUUCAACGAUCGGGCGCAGGACGGCGAUCUGCAGAACAGGAGAUGGAUCGUCGUUAACGAGACGACUGGUGAACUUGAGUCUGAUACUUAUGGGGUUGAAUUGCCUUCCGAGUGUGAGGUUGGCUUUUCUGGGCCUGUUCUCGGGAUCAAGAAGAACGAAGAAGCAUGA